This is a messenger RNA of Amoebophrya sp. A25, 158 nucleotides long. NCBI's taxonomy places the organism in Eukaryota, Dinophyceae, Syndiniales, Amoebophryaceae. The record is from the annotation of a GenBank genome assembly.
AGAUGAUGCAUGAGACGCGAACACUGGGGACCCUGUCCCUAUCAGAUAACGUAGGGCGGUAUAGAUUUGAUAAAUCGACGAAAGACACGACAAGCAAGACUGAUCGCAAGUGGCUCAGUGCGUUUGUACUAGAUAAGGCGGCACACUUGACCAUCGAC